AUGAAGUACAGCCUCCCUCCCCUUCCAACGACUACCGCUGACACAGCGCAGUAUCUCAAGAAAGGCAAACCCGUCGUCAUCCCUGGCUUCGGCGUCAGAAUAGAAGUACUCUUGCCACACAGCCAAAUGAAAGGCGUACUCAACCAACCUGAGGAUGUUCUCGACAUGGAGCAAGCAUUCGCUGAAGUCGAUCAAGUGCGAUGGUCGCUUGGGCACGAGAAAUAUGUCGUUGAUGCGUGGCAGGGACUUAUAGUAAAGUAUGAUCUCAAUCGUGCGAUUGAGAUUAUUGCGAAUAACAUGAAGGACGAACUUCAUGAGGUGUUUGAUGAACAGUUCGGUACAGAUACGGAGAAUUGGAGGAGGAUUGACCUUACAAAGACUGUCAAGAUGAUCGUGGCCCAGGCCGCCAGUCGCUUCACCGUUGGACUUCCACUCUGUAAGUCUACCAUCAUGUCAAUUGCUUUGGGAGUUGCUGAUGAAAUAGGUCGGAAUAAAGAGUAUCUCAAUCUUGCGCUCGAGAUGAACGACCUCUUCAUCAUGAACGCUGGUCUCACAGGCGGUCUCCCCUGUAUCUUACAGCCCAUAACCGGAACACUCUUCGGCCAAAUCGUCAAUACAAAAGUAAACAAGAUGAAGAAAUGGAUCAUACCUCUCCUCAAACAUCGCUUCGAUAGGAUCAACAAUCAUCCCGACGAACCGCAACCGCAAGACCAAGUUCAGAUGAUGAUCAACUACGCUCUGCGCCAUCGCCAGCAUGAAGUCAACGACAUGGAGUCACUAGCUCGUCGCGUCGUCGCUCAGAACUUUGGAUCAAUUCACAACACGCAGAUCCAAAUCGUUAAUCUCAUUUUGAACGUGCUGGGCUCUGAUGCAGAGUUCAAUACGAUUGCCACCCUGCGCGAUGAGAUGGAUCGUAUUCUUGGGACUGAUGACUCUGUGAACUGGACCAAAAGUGGUAUUCAAGCUAUGACGCGCGCUGAUAGUGUCGCGAGAGAGUCAAUUCGUCUGUGUUCCUUCGGCGGACGCGCAGUGUUUCGCAAAGUCAUGGUCGAUGACUUCAAGACGGAAGAUGGUCACCACGUCCCCAAGGGUUCAAUCAUCUCCUUCAUGGGCCACCCCGCACAAACCGACAACGAGUUCUACGAAGAUGGUUUAAAAUACGAUCCGUUCCGUUUUUCGAGAAUUCGCGAGACAGCAGCUAGUCGCGACGAGAAAGCACCGCCCGUUACAUUUGUCACCACAUCGCCUGAGUUCUUGACCUUUGGACAUGGGAAGCAUGCGUGCCCGGGGCGGUUCCUCAUUGACUUUGAGAUGAAGAUGAUCUUGGCGUAUGCAUUGAGAAAUUAUGAUAUCAAAUUGGCGGAUGAGUAUGAGGGGAAGAGGCCGCCGAAUUAUUGGAUUGCUGAGGCGAAUAAUCCACCGAGUGGUGUGCAGAUCAUGGUUAAGAGGAGGGAGAGGAAGUAG
Messenger RNA from Fusarium musae, 1464 nucleotides. RefSeq lists its product as uncharacterized. Lineage: Eukaryota; Fungi; Ascomycota; Sordariomycetes; Hypocreales; Nectriaceae. The transcript has a single exon. Bases 1 to 1464 code for a protein of 487 amino acids. Gene Ontology annotation, molecular function: monooxygenase activity; oxidoreductase activity, acting on paired donors, with incorporation or reduction of molecular oxygen; iron ion binding. The record is from RefSeq and is a predicted model, not a curated record.